CAGCGCACAUGCAAUGACCUGAUUUGACUUUCUGGCCCGAACAACGGCCACUCCUUCUCCAGCUACCCCAUAAAGACUUCGUCGUCACCACAUCUCCAACUGAGGUCUCACAUCAGUGAUGAUUCUGCGGCAGCUACGGCCUCUCUGACAUCCCCCGCAUCCGCAUUCCACCAUCAGCAAGAACCCUCCGCUUCUACGAAGGAACAGCUACCUCCCUCCCCACCAUCACCUCAACAUGUCUCUCGACCUCGAAAAGCAAUUGCGCUUUUAUGGCGCCUACCACCACAAUCCCGUCAAUAUCGGCAUCCAUAUGACCUGCGUGCCUCUGAUUCUGGCAUUUGCGAUACUUUUGGCAACCAAUUCUCCCACGCUCAUCCCUCUGCCAGAAUGGCUCACCAUCCCAAACCUACCUCUCAACCUCGGAACGAUAGGAGCAAUACUCUAUAGCGGCUUCUAUAUCCUCCUCGAACCGGUCGCCGGCUCCGCACUCCUGCCCCUAAUCAUUGGCUGGGCAGCCUACGCCAACCACCUUACAACUACCAUGCCUUCAGCGAUCAACAAGAUUGCCAUCGGUGUUCAAAUUGUUGCUUGGAUUGCACAAUUCGUCGGACAUGGAGUAUACGAGGGUCGUGCGCCGGCGCUGCUGGAUAACCUUGUUCAAGCUUUGGUCCUAGCUCCGUUCUUCGUUUUUAUGGAAGCUUUGUUCCACUUUGGAUAUCGACCUGAGUUGCAAAAAAGAGUUAGUGAGGCUGUGGAGAAGGAGAUUAAGAAGGUUAAGGCCGAGAAGGAGGGGAAACAAGCAAAUGGUGAUGUGAAGAAUGGCAAGGCAAAUUAGGAUCGAUCCUGAACCAUAUCACCACUGGGCGGGCCUGGAUAUAUGGGCUGCGGGAUUGGACAACAGAUUAUGGGGCAAAACGGAUGGAUCAGUUCACGGGAGAGGGAAAGAAUGAUGAGCUGGGCGAUUUAUGUGAAGCCUGGGAAGCCUGGAAAUAAUGUGAGUGAUCAGCACAAGCGAUGCAUAUAAUACACAGCAGUAAGCUACGGUAUGGGGAAAGAAGUGAGUCAGCAUGGAAAUGAGGUGCGAGGCGUUUUCAAUUCUCAUGAUAUAGUUGCGCAUUCAACGCCCUGAUGGAUGACAACGACACGAUACGUUACUUAUAGGCGGCUUUCAUUCUCAGAAUUAGACGGGACUUCUCUAGGAGUUCUGUUAUGGGAUUCGAUUCAUUCAAGUCACAUUUCCAAUUUUUGGAAGGUACGAGAAGCGUUUGAGUUGUACAAAUGACAGUUUCAAUUUGCAUUACUCUAUCUUAAUCUCUCGCCCUCUUCUC
Hyaloscypha bicolor E is the source of this 1328-nucleotide messenger RNA. Its product is annotated as DUF962-domain-containing protein. Gene Ontology annotation, cellular component: endoplasmic reticulum. Bases 236 to 835 code for a protein of 199 amino acids. Gene Ontology annotation, biological process: sphingoid catabolic process. Lineage: Eukaryota; Fungi; Ascomycota; Leotiomycetes; Helotiales; Hyaloscyphaceae. The transcript has 3 exons. The record is from RefSeq and is a predicted model, not a curated record.